Molecule: messenger RNA, 1226 nt
Organism: Dendronephthya gigantea
Lineage: Eukaryota; Metazoa; Cnidaria; Anthozoa; Malacalcyonacea; Nephtheidae
Product: bcl-2-related ovarian killer protein-like
Exons: 2
Coding region: 150-794 (214 amino acids)
Biological process (GO): intrinsic apoptotic signaling pathway in response to DNA damage; regulation of apoptotic process; extrinsic apoptotic signaling pathway in absence of ligand
Cellular component (GO): mitochondrial outer membrane
Molecular function (GO): protein homodimerization activity; protein heterodimerization activity
Source: RefSeq, a predicted model, not a curated record
CUUUAUAUAUACAAACGACCUCGAUAACUAAAAUACACAUUAUUGACCCAGACUCUGCAUACGAUACACAUGUUGAAUUACAAGUCUAUAUUGAGACGUGCUGUGAUCAAAGCAAAACUUAAUUGAAACAAAGCUACCUAUUCGACAUAAUGAUCAAGCCACCAACACCUCUUAUUUUAAUUCAGAUCAACGCAGAGCCAACAGUAGCUGCAGAAGGAAACUUCUAUUUUCUUGAGUAUCUGGAGUUUAAACUAUACCGGUAUAACUUGAACGCGUUUAUAAAGUUCGAACGCGAGAACGACGAGGUAUCGGAUCGAUUUCAGGAAACGUCCGAAAGAAUCCAGGAAAUAUGCGGACUCCUGGAGCAUUUGUACCCAAGAUUAUACUCACACGUUUCCCGACAGCUGAAAGUCACAUUACGGACCGAAGUGAUCAUUUGUGACGUAUUCCGAUCUUUUUGUCGAUCUCUGUUUAAAACUGGCACAAGCUGGCCUCGGAUUGUUGCAAUGUUUGCGUUUGCUAGUGGGAUUAUUGUUGACUGUAUUCGCGAACAUAGGCCUGAAUUUGCUCGCACUGUUGUAUAUUGUGUGAAGGCUUUUAUUGAAGACAAUUUAGCUAGUUGGAUCAAAGAUCAAGGCGGUUGGGAGAACAUUUCAGAACAUUUCCAGCAUAGUGGGCAAGUGGACACCUGGUAUGAUGUCAUCACGUCGUUUCCAUGCCUAUUAUGGUCUUCUCUGUUCGUGCUCCGGACGAAAAUUGGAAUUUUCGUGGCUAUGUUGAAAGGCAGCAGAUAAAUAAUAUAAUUGUGAAGCAGUUGCCGCCCACGAUCUGGUUAAUUUCACAAUAAACAAACUCAAUUUUAAUCCCAACACUACACCUAAUCUAAACCUACGAGUCCGAUUUCGGCGUCGUUUAGCAGAGACUAUUCCGGCGCUAUCGUUCCUUGGGCCAGAUUAGGGCAUUAUCAUGUUCGAAACACUAACUGAAUUUAGUAUGAACAAGUGUAACACAUAAAUAUAGCUAAUUUAUUAUUAUUAUACUGAUUUUACUGGACCAGUAGAAUUAUGAAUGAUAUAUUGAUACUACUUUUUUUCGAGUUUAUUUAUUACAACCCAGUGAUUUACAACCCUGUUUCUGCUUGCAGGAAGUUCCUGCUAGAAACUGGUCAUGUGACUUAAGGCUGCUUUCCACUUACGCGUUUUUUAUACGCACGUACACGUACGGAA